AUGGAAUCUUUUAUACAUCUGUUCGAAACGGCAGCCGGAUCCGGGGCCGAAACUUCCCGGGCGUCGAUGCCCGAAAGUUUACCUCCCGAGGUUGGUGAUCCUAAGCUUUGCAGGUUUAGUUUCUGUUAAUAAGAAGUUUUCAAUUUGUUUGUCUGUAAUUUAUCUUGUCAUGAACAGGUUGAAGAAGGAAAUGUGGAAUACAAGGUAAGUUGAUCGCUAUUUUGUUUUCUUCACGAAGUAAAUAUUGCAGAUUCAGCGCUGUAAGUUAAGCUUACUUUUAUCCUUUGCGCGGGAAAAAAAAUUCAAAUAAAAUAAAUGAGCUCAAUCGAUCGACAUUUACACCUAUCUAACGGCUAAAACUACCGUUAUGUUUUCAAUGAAAAUGUUUCAUGUAACAGAUUUUUUGUACGUAUUUGCUUUAAAAUAGCUUAAGCUGGAAACUCAUCAAGUAAAGUAACUGGUACAGAUCAACUCCCACCAGUUUCCCAGGGGAUUGAUUUCAAAUGCAAAACUCUGUCGCUUUAUUCACCGGACACUCAGAGCAUAAGUUUUACAAACUAUUUUAUUGGUUAUCGGCGUUAAUUAAUGCAAAUACCAUUGUUUCUAUGAUUUACAGAGCUUACAGAUGUACGCCCUUAAGAUUUCAAGCUUUUUAUAGUGGUUAUUUCCUGGGCACCCCUUCCCGUUAUUCUAACACACCGACAAAUAUAUAUGUGGCUGGGAAUCAAAGGCAUUUUCAAUGAAGACCUGUUCAAAUACAAUACAGUGUGUUUUAGGUUAAAGGUCAGAAACUCUGCAGAAACUAGAUAAACUUCAUAAACACUAGAAUAUUUUAUCAAUAAAAUAUUUUGAUUAAACAUUUUCUUUCACAAAUCAUAACAGCUGAAACUUGUGAAUCCCUCUCCGUCUCGUCUGGAGCACUUGGUAACACAGAUGAAAUGGCGCCUUCAGGAAGGAGACGGGGAAGCAAUUUAUGAGAUUGGUGUUGAAGACAAUGGCAUGUUUGUUGGUCUUACAAGAGAAGAGCUGGAUUCAUCUCUUAACACACUUAAUGUCAUGGCAUCCAAGCUCGGUGCUCAUACCACCUUGCUUCGACGUCAUGUAGUGGAAAGCACGGGCAGUAGCUUUGCAAGGGAAGUAGCUGAGGUCUUUGUUCGGCGAGUGCCAGAUGAUCAGAAGGUAUGCACAGCAUGUAAAGCAAGUGGCAGGGCUGAAAAUAACGGCCGGUCAACGGGCAAUGUCCAGCCUGAUCGCGGACUUGACCGGUCAAACUCCGGUCUUGCUGGUCAUUUUGACCGGUCAUUUUUGGAUACAAACAUUUUAUUUUCCAUUAAGUUGUCGCUUAAUGCUCUAUAACGCUGCAAUGAUUUCUUUUUGCUUUGGCGUUUUUUGCUGCUUUGCGCUAAACCCUUCUAAGAAAAAGAACACCACAGUAAAUUAAUUUCAUGUCAUAAUGUUGUAAUGAAACGCAACAAAGUCAAUAACAAACUGAGUUGAAAAGUAACGCAACGUGGCAAGUCGUACUGUACUUUCUGCUUUGCUGUAAUCAGUAAUGUGACCUUCUUUGGGAAUUCGAAGGAAUUUAGGCAAAUCGAUCGCAAUUCUCAACAGGUUUUCCUCUGUUUCUCCAGGAAUAAAUGUUAGCGCACAAUUAAUAAAUUAUUAUUUCUUUUAUGUCAAACGUGAAUCUCGUUUGCAGACUUGAUUCCAGAAUGGUCUGAUAAACAUUUAAGCUAAUCAAGAGGGAAGGUUGUCGUCUAUCUCGGCGCUAGAUUCUCGUUCUUGUAAACAACUUUAUGCAAAUUUCUGUUGACAUUUGAGCCCUUCGCAAUAAAAUGUUGCGCGAUGACCCAAAUUUAUUUAUUGACUUCUUAUGAUAAACACGCUGUUUGUGGAACAAACUUCUCGCCAAUGCAAAUCAACUUCUUUGCCAAAAAUAUUAGCGACAAUUCUUUGAGGAGGUGACUUUCGAUCACGUGCCAGGCAAGGAAAAAGAUCAAGUUCCACCGAUGUUCAUUUCGGAACAUCAACGUAAAACAAGCGUACAUGCAGAUUUUAUAAAAUAACCCAAUUAACCCAAUCCGCGAAAACCGCGGAAAGGAACUCUACAACAUGCAAAUGCAUUUUUCACCAACUUGCUGUCAAAAAUGUGAACGUCAAUCAGGGUGCAAAGAAAAUCUUUUUUACAGUUUGCAAUUCACACAAGCUGAAGUUAGCAUUUACCAGCCCAGACAUCAUUUCAACUAGCCCCAAAAGCUUUUUGAUGAGCAGAAUUUAUUUCACAGUUCUUCUGUUAUUCAAAUUCCUCAAAAAACAUCACUUGCCCGUCAGGCAAGUUAAGAACAGAAUUCACUAACCCAAUAGCAAAAUCCACUAGCCCUGGGCUAUCGGACACUUCUUUCUUUACACACUGGUCAAUGUAUUAAUAACGAUCUAUUGCCAGCAUAACUGGAUAUUCCUUAGGCAAAAAAAAAUUAUUAGUAUUCAUUAUUUGACCGGCCAGAAUCGGGGUUUGUCCAGGCUAAAAAAUGUUUGGCUGGUCAUCAUGACCGGCAGCCUGCUGUCCGUUAUCUUCAGCUCUGAGUAGUGCCUGAUAGCCUGGGGCUAGUGGAUUUUGCUGUUGGGCUUAUUGAAGGUUUUUUGGUAAUUCAAAUUAUGGAAGAACUGUAAUCAUUCCUGCUCAUCAAAAAAUUUUUUUGGCCAGUUGAAUCAACUUUUAGGCUAGUACAUGCUAGCUACAGCUUGCACAAAUGGCAAGCUGUAAAACUUACUUUCUUUGCACCCUGUAUGCAAUAUUUUGUUGCAAAUGGAUACUGAUUCAUUGAAAGACGGGAUCUAUUGGAUUAGAAUAUUGUUGUUACCUGUGCUUUUUUAGCCUGGUUUCCAUGUAGUUGUCUAGAUUGUAUUGGCUGCCAACAUUUAUGAGGGACAGUUGGGAUGAUCAAGACAUUUCAGACGAUUACAUCAAACCCAGCUUAUAAAUCAGUGCUGAAAAGUGGGAGGAUUUAGAAAAUUUUUGCCUUUUGCAGUAAUUUCUUAUUACAUAAAAACAUUGAUUCUGUACAGUUGAUUGCAAAAAAGAAUUAUGUAAUAUCAAAACUCCUAUUACUUUGUCUUUGUUCACUUUUCAGUCUGUUUCAAAGAUCUUAGUAAUUUUUGCAGAUUUCAGUGGUUUGAUACUCUUUUUGUAGUUUAUUGACAUACGACUCGCGGUGUUGGGAAACGUUGAUGCUGGGAAAAGUACCCUGCUGGGUGUCUUAACACAUGAUGAGUUAGACAAUGGCCGUGGACGAGCACGGUUGAACCUUUUUCGACACCUUCAUGAGAUUCAAAGUGGGAGAACGUCAAGUAUUAGUCAUGAAAUACUAGGAUUCAAUAGUAAAGGAGAGGUACAAUGAAAUACUGUAGUACUUAACUUUCCCAAACUCCUUGUAUGAGAAGGGGCCCAAUCAUUUGUCUGGACAAACUUUCAGGUUGCCAGGCAUUUUGACGGACUUGCAAGUAGGUGGCCAGAAAAAAAAUGCUUCAAGCCAUUGUGUCUCAAGAGGACAAGCAUCUAUUUUCAGUUCAUGUGUUUGCUCUUUAGGCUAACACAUUCAAGUUAUUAUAGUGUUAUUUUUAACAUUUUGAACUGGCAGAAGAGAGACAAGACCAAGCUAAAAUUUCUUUGGACAGUCAACAUGACUGGCAGCAGUCCCUAAUUUAUUUUAAUGGAGCCCUGGUUACAAAUCUUAAUUUCCGUAUUGAUUUUUACCUGAAUUUUUGAAAAAAGUAUUAAAUAAUGAGAAUUUUCACCCUUUUUGUAUUUACUUAGGUUAUAAACUACAGUGAAUCGCGCACUGCAGAAGACAUUUGUGAGCAGUCGUCCAAACUCAUUACAUUUAUAGACCUUGCUGGACAUCACAAAUAUUUAAGAACAACAAUAUUUGGUCUGACGGGUCAUUCCCCAGAUUUUGCUAUGCUGGUCAUUGCUGGAAACGCUGGUGUAGGUGCGUUUUAACCCAGCAUUUUGCUCAAAUAUAAGCUUACAGCAGAGUUACUGUUUAGUAUUGUACUUAACAUUUAUAGUGUGUGAAGUCACUUUGUUGCACAUUCCCGGUAGCUGGUGUCUCCCCCUGUCUUGAUGAAUAGUUGGUUGCAUGAUUUUGUCACAUGUAGAUUAUCACAUUUAUUCCUCUCCUAUGUCAGUCUGGUUCCCUGUCUGGAAAUCAUUCAUUUUUGGACAGGAACUGGUGACCCCAGUACUUCCAAAAAAGAAGUUUUACAAGUUCUGUUGCAAGCUUUAAUUUGUGCAGUUUUCUAAUAAUAAGAAAAUUAAAAAAUAUAUAUUUAAAUUCUUUUAAAUCUCCCAUAAAUUAUCAAUAAUCACAGAUGCAUAGAUACAUUUAAGUACAGUAUGUGUGCAAAAAAAAGUUUUUUUAAAAGUUAAUUUAACUUUUUGUCUUAAUUGAUAAUUUUAAAAUGAUUCUCUUACUACACUGUGCAAUCAACUAUUAUUAUGUUUCCUUGCAGUUAUUAAUAUUUUGCAAUGUUGAAAAUUAUGUUUAGUUGGAACUACAAAAGAACAUCUGGGUUUAGCCAUGGCGCUCAAGGUUCCUACCUUAGUGAUCGUAAACAAAACUGACAUCUGUUUACCAACAAUGGUGGGACACACCCUAAAAGUUCUUGAUCGACUUUUAAAAUCUCCUGGCUGUAAAAAAGUACCCGUUGUUGUUGAAACUGAAGAUGAUGUUAUAGUUGCUGCAACAAACUUCAUUUCAAAUCAGUAAGUUACUUUACUUAACCGCUGUAUAAUUCCAGGAACAUUUACCUAUUUAAUCAUUAGCAAGUGGUCCCUGAUGUUGUGCUACGCAUAUAAAUUAUAAAAAUGUUCCACCAGAAAAUUUUGAAAUUUUGAAGCAGUGAUGAGCUAUAACACUUGAGUUUUCAACCAAAAUACAGUACAUUUCAGUUUUUCACUAUGAUACCCAAUGUAGCUUGGUUGUUGUUGCAGAAAGUAUUGUUGGUAAGCCGUUGUGCUUAGCAGUAGUAUUUGUUCAUUCCCUUCUCAAUACUCUUGUACAUUGGUUAUUCAAUUAUUGCACCAUACAUAACCCCAAAAGUGCUAUGACCUUAUAUUGCCUGUGAAAAAGGUUGUACUACAAGUAAUAAGUCAAUGUAUAUAUUCUUUUCUUUAGGGUGACACCAGUUUUUACGGUCUCUUGUGUAACUGGCGAGAAUCUUAAUCUCAUAAAAAAGUUUCUGAAUCUUGUACCUCCAGCGCGAUCAGCCAUGGAUCAGGAGAAACUUGCACAGGAAUUAACAGAGUAUCAGGUGAGUUUCUCUCUAAUCGUUUUGUAAACAAAAAAAACUUUACUUGCAAUCUUCAAGGGUACAUGUAGAUGUCAUUUGACAAGGCAAAAAUAUUUAAUCUGUCUAUUAAAGGUGCAAACUUGUUUGUGUUCUGCUUUCACUUACAUUUGGCAUAUCAAAUCCACAUGAAGGGCUAUUUUUUGGCAGUAGAGCCAGCCCUUAAGAAAUAUUUUUGCAAGCAACAAAGCCACCAGGAAAACAGUCAGUAUAAAAAGGGGAUUGCGGACUGGGUAUAAAACAUGGACUAGGUAUAAAAUGAGGACUAGAAACUAUGGACUGAUUAUAAAACAAUAUGAAAUGUGGACUGUGUAUAUAAGAACAUCUUUAGAAAGGUAAAACUGAGAGAAGCGGAUAGUUGACUAGCAUAAAACAGUAGUCCCAGCUCCUUGCCUCGCACACAAACAUUCCUUUGGUUGGUCGCGUAGUCUACUGUCCCCAACGUCAGCGUUGUGUGGAGAAGGAAAGCAUACUGCAAGGGCAAGGAAGGUUAUGCCGCUGCUCAAGGCAACUGAAAACGAAACUCUGAAUUUUAUAAAAAGAAGGAGUUAGAGGAAAAUUCAAUUGAAUUUUAUAGUUUUAAGCCAAUAGAAGAUGUGAGAUUGAGACGCACCAAAUAAAAAAUGGUAUUAAUUGGUGUCAGUGAGAGUAAAAUUCUGCCACAAUUCCAUUUCAAAGCCUAGGGGAUAUGAGGAAAUGAAGAACCCAGAUGAGAAGGUCAACAAUAUAGGGGCAUUAUGCAAUGCAAGAAAGCUGUAUUUAGGGGGAAGGGGUUACUCACCUAUACGUGAAUAAUAACUGAAAUAUAUCAUCCAACGUUAUAUUCUAAGCCAUGAUGAUAUGAUUUACACCUAUGUUAACAUGUACAUCGCCUCUCAGUGACCCCUGUCAUGGGUGUUAGAGACCAAGACCAGGUCUAAAAGUGGCUGUAGAGAAAGCAUUUUGGUCAGGCUCAGGAUUUGGAGAACUGGGCGGCACACAUCCACCAAAAUUUCUAGGAGUAUUUAUAACUUAAACUCAAGUGUUGUGCUAUUUAGCGAUCUUUUGAUCUUAUUUUACCUUAACUAGAACCAACUAGCACAGUUUUUACAAACAUAGUAGGCAGUCUGCAUUUUAUACCCAGUCUACAGUCCGUAUUAGUUUUAUACUAACCAACAAGGAAAAAUUCCUACCUGACACAUCCCCAUUGUUUAAUUGCAUUCUAUUUUAUUUACCAUUUCCCUCAUUUUGUUUUUUUUUUCCCGUUUUGACCAAAGUAAUGCCCCUGAGACUUUGGCACAAAUUGGUUUUACAUGGUAGAGCUUUGUUUAUUCAAGACCACAAGUUCUGUUGAUUAGGCAGACUUUUUCCAUGAUAGUUUGGACAGUAAGGGAGCACAGAGAUUAGUUUGACGUUUGUAAUACGUGGUAUGUUGUGUUUGUUACUAGGUGGACAAGAUAUUUAAUGUUCCUGGUACUGGACCUGUAGUUGGUGGAACUUUAGAAAGGUGAAAACAGACAAGGCAGCCUGUCCUACUGCUGUAAUAGCCUAAUGUUGUUUUUCCAACAAAUAACAGUGCUUUUUUUACCUCUGUACCUGAGUCCCUGAAGCAUAAAAAUCCCCAAAGAUGCGAAAUAAUUCAUGGCAUGCGUCCCGUAGGAUGCAAAGAACAAUAGGUUUAUUUGGAGUUUUUUGGUAGAAUAUCCUAUUUGUGUGAUUUAACUGUCUGGUUACACACACUGUAAAGGCCCAAGUAUUUUCAAUUUUUUGAACUGGGACUCAUUGGUUAUGGAUAGGGUCUCAGGAUUUUUCACAAGAUGAGUCCCAGGACUCACCAUACAACUGUAAUUAUUUGUAACAAAAUCACUUCAAAUAAACUGGAGUACUCUAAAAAAAUACUUGUCUAAUUAUAAGGCUUACUUUUCUUGGAGUGGUAAAGAAAAAUCAAACAAUACAUAGCUGUUAGCAGGAAAUCGAUCACCCAAAGACUGGACUUGUUUUGUCUUGGGAAUCAGUUUUACAGAAACCCAACUGUUUUGCUAACUCUUCCACCUAUUUGGGAAAAAUAAUAGAGACUUGGACUACAAAAAUACAGCAAACUAUCACAGGAUUUUGAUUGAAAGUCUUCUAGUAGCAAUUCAUAGAGCAUGAAUUUAAAUGUGGCUAAAUAUCAUUCAGGCAAAGUUAAACUUGAUCGAGUUGGCCAGCGGUCUUCUUCCACACCAGGACAUAACCUACAAGGUGGCCCUUGGGGAAUUGCAGGGCUCCUCGUGUGUUCUUUUGUUAGAGAUGAAUUGAACUGUUAAUAAUAAUCACAGUUUUGUUAGUUAUUGAUAUUGAAUAAGACUUUGUAAAAUAUGUACAGUAACAAAGUUGCACUAUUUUAAGUCCAGUCUGAUUGUUUUCUUGUCAGGGGUGUGUUGCGUGAAGGUGAUCAACUUCUCCUGGGUCCAUCGCAGGACGGUUCCUUUCAUCCAGUUACUGUGACAUCUGUGAAGAGGAACCGUGCUGCCUGCCGUGUGGUGCGUGCAGGCCAGGCUGCUACUGUGGCAAUCAGUGGAAUGGAUAGGAACUUGCUGAGACGAGUAAGUUUAAUGAGUGAACUUCUAGGCUUUCUGUAAGAUAAAAAUAUUUAAUCUGUCUAUUAAAGGUGCAAACUUGUUUGUGUUCUGCUUUCACUUACAUUUGGCAUAUCAAAUCCACAUGAAGGGCUAUUUUUUGGCAGUAGAGCCAGCCCUUAAGAAAUAUUUUUGCAAGCAACAAAGCCACCAGGAAAACAGUCAGUAUAAAAAGGGGAUUGCGGACUGGGUAUAAAACAUGGACUAGGUAUAAAAUGAGGACUAGAAACUAUGGACUGAUUAUAAAACAAUAUGAAAUGUGGACUGUGUAUAUAAGAACAUCUUUAGAAAGGUAAAACUGAGAGAAGCGGAUAGUUGACUAGCAUAAAACAGUAGUCCCAGCUCCUUGCCUCGCACACAAACAUUCCUUUGGUUGGUCGCGUAGUCUACUGUCCCCAACGUCAGCGUUGUGUGGAGAAGGAAAGCAUACUGCAAGGGCAAGGAAGGUUAUGCCGCUGCUCAAGGCAACUGAAAACGAAACUCUGAAUUUUAUAAAAAGAAGGAGUUAGAGGAAAAUUCAAUUGAAUUUUAUAGUUUUAAGCCAAUAGAAGAUGUGAGAUUGAGACGCACCAAAUAAAAAAUGGUAUUAAUUGGUGUCAGUGAGAGUAAAAUUCUGCCACAAUUCCAUUUCAAAGCCUAGGGGAUAUGAGGAAAUGAAGAACCCAGAUGAGAAGGUCAACAAUAUAGGGGCAUUAUGCAAUGCAAGAAAGCUGUAUUUAGGGGGAAGGGGUUACUCACCUAUACGUGAAUAAUAACUGAAAUAUAUCAUCCAACGUUAUAUUCUAAGCCAUGAUGAUAUGAUUUACACCUAUGUUAACAUGUACAUCGCCUCUCAGUGACCCCUGUCAUGGGUGUUAGAGACCAAGACCAGGUCUAAAAGUGGCUGUAGAGAAAGCAUUUUGGUCAGGCUCAGGAUUUGGAGAACUGGGCGGCACACAUCCACCAAAAUUUCUAGGAGUAUUUAUAACUUAAACUCAAGUGUUGUGCUAUUUAGCGAUCUUUUGAUCUUAUUUUACCUUAACUAGAACCAACUAGCACAGUUUUUACAAACAUAGUCAGCAGUCUGCAUUUUAUACACAGUCUGCAGUCCGUAUUAUUUUUAUACUGAGCAACAAGGAAAAAUUCCUACCUGACACAUCCCCAUUGUUUAAUUGCAUUCUAUUUUAUUUAACAUUUCCCUCAUUUUGUUUUUUUUUUCCCUUUUUGACCAAAGUAAUGCCCCUGAGACUUUGGCACUAAUCGGUUUUACAUGGUAGAGCUUUGUUUAUGCAAGACCACAAGUUCUGUUGAUUAGGCAGACUUUUUCCAUGAUAGUUUGUUGGGUCCACAGAGAACACAAGCUGCCCAUUCCCCAUCUCCUCCCCUGUCAAUGAAAGACUUACAGUAAGGGAGCACAGAGAUUAGUUUGACGUUUGUAAUACCGGGUAUGUUGUGUUUGUUACUAGGUGGACAAAAUAUUCAAUGUUCCUGGUACUGGACCUGUAGUUGGUGGAACUUUAGAAAGGUGAAAACAGACAAGGCAGCCUGUCCUACUGCUGUAAUAGCCUAAUGUUGUUUUUCCAACAAACAACAGUGCUUUUUUUACCUCUGUACCUGAGUCCCUGAAGCAUAAAAAUCCCCAAAGAUGCAAAAUAAUUCAUGGCAUGCGUCCGGUAGGAUGCAAAGAACAAUAGGUUUAUUCGUAGAUUUUUUGGUAGAAUAUCCUAUUUGUGUGAUUUAACUGUUUGGUUACACACACUGUAAAGGCCCAAGUAUUUUCAAUUUUUUGAACUGGGACUCAUUGGUUAUGGAUAGGGACUCAGGAUUUUUCACAAGAUGAGUCCCAGGACUCACCAUACAACUGGAACUAUUUGUAACAAAAUCACUUCAAAUAAACUGGAGUACUCUAAAAAAAUACUUGUCUAAUUAUUAGGCUUACUUUUCUUGGAGUGGUAAAGAAAAAUCAAACAAUACAUAGCUGUUAGCAGGAAAUCGAUCACCCAAAGAUUGGACUUGUUUUGUCUUGAGAAUCAGUUUUACAGAAACCCAACUGUUUUGCUAACUCUUCCACCUCUUUGGGAAAAAUAAUAGAGACUUGGACUAAAAAAUACAGCAAACUAUCACAGGAUUUUGAUUGAAAGUCUUCUAGUAGCAAUUCAUAGAGCAGGAAUUUAAAUGGGGCUAAAUAUCAUUCAGGCAAAGUUAAACUUGAUCGAGUUGGCCAGCGGUCUUCUUCCACACCAGGCCAUAACCUACAAGGUGGCCCUUGGGGAAUUGCAGGGCUCCUCCUGUGUUCUUUUGUUAGAGAUGAAUUGAACUGUUAAUAGUAAUCACAGUUUUGUUAGUUAUUGAUAUUGAAUAAGACUUUGUAAAAUAUGUACAGUAACAAAGUUGCACUAUUUUAAGUCCAGUCUGAUUGUCUUCUUGUCAGGGGUGUGUUGCGUGAAGGUGAUCAACUUCUCCUGGGUCCAUUGCAGGACGGUUCCUUCCAUCCAGUUACUGUGACAUCCGUGAAGAGGAACCGUGCUGCCUGCCGUGUGGUGCGUGCAGGCCAGGCUGCUACUGUGGCAAUCAGUGGAAUGGAUAGGAACUUGCUGAGACGAGUAAGUUUAAUGAGUGAACUUCUAGGCUUUCUGUAAGAACCUGGCAUUUGCAGGGCUCAAAAAGUGUCUUGUUGUGUCGUCUGGGACAAGUAGAUUUUCUUUCAUCCUCCAACUAAAUCAUUAGCUAAGGCAAGCAAGUAGUUGCCCCGGUUAAACAAAACGUGAGAAGUGCUUGCCCAAAGGUCAGACUUGAAUUGAAGUUUUCUCUGAGCACUGAUUUGAGGGGCUGCAGUCAUAAAGGGGCAUUUCAAAUUUUAGGCCAUUCUUUGGUUACCCAAAAAAAAAUACUUGAGAUUUUUGGUAAGUGAAUGCAAGUGACAAGACCUUCUCAGAACGCUAUUUGCUGCCUCUUUUGCCCUAAAAAUCGCCUUGUGUAGCAUGUCUGUGAUUCUGUGUACAAUAAUAGUACUAUUGUCUUGCAAAAUUCAAUUAUUAUAUAUUUUUUUUUCGGCAAUAACUAUUUUAAUUUACUAUAAUUGUUUUGUUAUGUUGGCUUUCGAUGACGUGGAUUUGUUUGUAUUUAUUACAGGGCAUGGUUCUCGCAGACCCUGUUCAGAAGCCACGCCCAUGCUAUGGAUUUUGGGCCGAGGUGUUUCUACUAUUUCACACCACUUCGAUAAGCAAACGUUUUCAAGCCACUGUCUAUAUUGGAAACGUUAUUCAAACAGCAGUCAUUGAGGAGAUGAACAGGGUAUAGUAUAUACAAAUAAUCCCAAUCUCGCCUGCAUAACAGGCGUUCCAUUUUCGCGUUUUUUUAGCCGAGCGAAAAUAACGCUUCUUUCACGUCGCCCGUGUCUCGCGCUCCAUGCCUGCCUCUCGCUUGCCUUACACUGCAGUUCGCUUGAAAAAGUAGAAAAUAACGCCUGUUACACAGGCUGAUCCCGAUCAUUGGGUCAAGACGUUAAAGUAAAACAUUGGAAAGAACUCAGUGUAACUCAAGCAGUGUAUUGUGAUAAGAAAUUACGCUAAGUAGCUUUUAUUUGAAUAAUCAUACCGUACGAUUUCAUAAAAACUUAAUAGCGAUACUCGUGCUGACGUCUCCUAUUAAUAUAUAUGUACGAAUCAGAAGCCCAUUGGUUCUUGUGUCGCUCGUUACAAAUUUUAAAAAUAACAAAAGCAAUGUUUGUAAACAGUGAUGUCUCCGAUCAGCACGACUAAUGGAAAAUGCUGCUCAUUAGCCUUUUUUAGCCUGCGAUCGAAUCGAGCGGAAAAAAAACGCGCGAGCGAGCGGCGAAGCCGGGGGGGGGGGAAGCUGUUUUUGUCCCACCCCUGCCACUCGCGUCUCCUUUCGCGUGCAGCUCUCGCGUGACUCCUCGGAGAGCUUGCUCGCGGGCUAGCCUUUUUUCGUAGUCACUCUAAUAAUUUUAUUCAAAGGCUCGGUAGUUAGAAUCAACUUGCACAGCAUGAUAAACAGCACCAAAGAAAAGUACUGCUCAGGAACUUUGUAAUGCCGGGUUACAUCUCAUGAUUUGAUCCAUAAUCCAUUCCAGAAACUAUCAGGGGAUUUGGCACAAGCUUUCGGCGCAACGAUAUCUGGGAUUGUUCGGUUGGAGGAGCAUUAGUUAUUUUUGGUUGAUGGUUGCCUUGAAUACCAUCCACCAAUCAUAAGUAACGCUUGUCCUCCCAAACUAUCCUAGAAAUCUUUGGGUAAGCUUGUAUCCAUUCUCCCUCGAGUUUUUGAAGUAGGGGUUGAUCAACACUUAUUUCCAUUCGCCAAACUGACGUUGACAGAUUUAUGAUUCGUACACAAAGUAAGGGUUAGGGUUAGGGUUGUUGCUAUAUAUAUUCAAAUCAAACCACUCAUGGUCAGCAUAUCCUCGGUGGUGUAGGGGUUAAAGUGAUGCACUGCAGAGCCGAAGCUCCGAGAUCGAAUCCUACUCGUGCCAUGUUGAAUUUAUUUUUCCUUAAAAAUUGAAGAGACUUAGACUUUUAUGAGCAGAAAUUUCAUGUAAGAAAAGUGAAAUGUCUUGUGAGAGCCACUGAGAGGAAAAUGUCAGUUUGGCGGAUGGAAACAAGUGACGACCGUAGGGAAUAGGCUCCUAGUGCCACGGGAUACCCAGUCUUUAAACUGCUUAUUGUUACGUUUCUGUUUUACUAGGAUUCUCUGAGGACUGGUCAACGAGCAAAGGUUCGUUUCAAGUUCAUGAAGCAGCCGGAGUACAUUCGUGAAGGAGCGAGGGUCUUCUUCAGAGAAGGCCACACUAAGGGCGUUGGACAAGUGCAAAGUGUGAUUUACCAUAACGCAGUCCCUGGUAGAUAG
Messenger RNA from Porites evermanni, 12788 nucleotides. Lineage: Eukaryota; Metazoa; Cnidaria; Anthozoa; Scleractinia; Poritidae. The record is from the annotation of a GenBank genome assembly.